AUGUCCAAGGCAUCUACUGCCAGCGCAUGGCCCGGAGCUCCUCCCGCCGCUGAAGACGGCUUCGCAUUCGCCGACGGUGUAUUUUUCGCCCAAUCUUCUGGCCAGAACCGUCAUCGGCGCGCUACAGCGACCGAGCUCAAGGAGCAUUUCACCUCUGGCAACGACAAAGAUCACCCGGCGCACUGGUUUGAGGCCCAACUCAUUCACUACGGCCUUCCACCAUCCAAGACCAAGUCUGUCGCGCGCAUGCGAUUGUUUGACGCUGUUAAUGCAGGUAACCUCAAAGUGCCGGCAAGUGUGAGCAAACUUGAGACCAAAUUGAAGAAGGAAUGGACAAAGAACGAUCGCGAGGCGAAGAAGGGUGGGGCGAGCAAACCUGCAGUGCAAGCAACACCUGUGAAGACUGAGACAAAGAAACCGACUGCAGUGGGUGCCAAAAGAAAGGCAAACGACGACGAAAGUAACGCGAAAGUCAAAAAGCCAAAGACUGCAACACCAAAGACUGCGACACCAAAGGCAAAAGCGCCAGCGAAGACACCAGCAAAAGCACCCGUCAAAAGCACGGUGAAGACAGCGGCAAAGGACCCUGAAACGGGCCCCGCACCGACACCAGCGCGAAAGCCCCAGACUGCGCGCUGUGUCAGAGGCGGUGCAUCCCAAGGCCCUGGCAGAGGCGCAAGCACUGCUGCAACAGAGCCAGCAAAACAGCCUCGAACUAAGCAAACUGCACCCCGAGGAAACGGAUCGCGACGGUCAACUGGUCCAAGCCGCCCGACAGCAAGAGACCCCUCCCCCGAAGCUCCCAGAUUCGCAAAGCCUCAGACUGCUCGACGUGGCGGCGCUUUUGCGGCCCGAGGACGAAUACCCGCUCCGUCCGGCUACGAUGAUGCUCCACCCCCAUACUCGGAAUUUCCAGAUCAAGAUUACUCCUCGGAUGAGAACAACGGCAGCGAUGACGUCGGCGAGGUCAGUCUUGCACCUUUGGGUCUUUUAAACGGCGACUACGAAGUUGAAUCGCUCGAUGUGAGCGAGCAAUGGGAUUUUGACCCUGAUGAGUUCCAAUUGACCCUCACAAUUUCUGGCAACAGACUCUGGGGAAAAUUUGACCUCGGCGUCUACAAAGGCGUACUCCUCUUUGAAGAACGUCCCAUGCGCUCAUCGCAUGAUCGCGUCUGGUUCAAAUGGCGGGGUCGUGAAGAUCAGGGACCUAUAAUGUACGGGGACCGCAACGAAGGUUGGAUGGAGUUUCUUGGCGACGGUCGCAUUGAGGGUUGGUUGAACCACCAGUCUCUCUCAUUCCAGGCUCGUCGACUGCCUGGUCAAGGAACGCGCAGUAGCAUUGAUGCUCGCACUCUGCAGGAUGAAUGGAACGGGUAUUCAUAUGAUUUGUACGAAGAGGAGAAUCGGGCGCGGUGGCGAUGA
Messenger RNA from Fusarium fujikuroi IMI 58289, 1422 nucleotides. RefSeq lists its product as uncharacterized. Bases 1 to 1422 code for a protein of 473 amino acids. Lineage: Eukaryota; Fungi; Ascomycota; Sordariomycetes; Hypocreales; Nectriaceae. The transcript has a single exon. The record is from RefSeq and is a predicted model, not a curated record.